Messenger RNA from Apis cerana (Asiatic honeybee), 4853 nucleotides. Its product is annotated as solute carrier family 12 member 9. Gene Ontology annotation, molecular function: potassium:chloride symporter activity. Gene Ontology annotation, cellular component: membrane. The record is from RefSeq and is a predicted model, not a curated record. Gene Ontology annotation, biological process: potassium ion homeostasis; cell volume homeostasis; chloride transmembrane transport. Lineage: Eukaryota; Metazoa; Arthropoda; Insecta; Hymenoptera; Apidae.
CACUUCAAUAGAUGACAUAAGUUUCUGACUUACAUUAUAUGCUAUAUUUAACGAUAGUUUUAUAUAUGCAUUCGAUUUAAUAAUAGUUUUAUAUAUUAUUAUGUAAAUAAUAAAAUUAAAUACAUUAAUUUAAUUUUAAGAAAAUUAAGAAAAUGAUGGCUUCAGAAGUAGGUUCAACAAAUAAUGAACCUGUACAUGUCAAGAUAAGUAAUGAAAAAGCUCCUUUAAUUCAUGGAAGAAGUGUUUUGCAUAGAAUAAGUAAUUUUUUUAAGUUUGGAAGAGUACAACAUACAGAAGGAGAUGGGUAUGUGGAAUUUGGUAGUUUAAAUGCAGAUAGUGGCCGUACUUUGGGAACAUUUGCUGGUGUAUUUAGUCCUGUUACAUUAUCAAUGUUCAGUGCCUUAAUUUUUAUACGAAUGGGAUAUAUUGUCGGCAAUGCUGGAUUAUUUGUCACUUUGAUACAAUUCAUAAUUGCAUAUGGAAUUUUAGUAUUUACAGUAGCAUCUGUAUGUGCAAUUUCUACAAAUGGUGCAGUUGAAGGAGGGGGUGCUUAUUUUAUGAUUAGUCGUACACUUGGACCAGAAUUUGGUGGAUCUAUUGGUACAUUAUUUUUUAUGGCUAAUAUUGUGUCUAGUGCACUUUGUAUUUCUGGAUGUGCAGAAGGUUUAAUAGAAAAUUUUGGUCCUUCUGGUUAUUUGGCUGGUAAAAGUACAUUGAUACCAGAUGGUAGAUGGUGGAGAUUUUUAUAUUGUUCCAUAUUAAAUACUGCCAAUUUAAUAGUAUGUUUAAUAGGAGCUGCAAUGUUUGCAAAAACUAGUGUUGCAAUUUUGGCAGUUGUAUGUAUUUGUUUAAUAAGUGUUUUCAUAAGCUUUUUGGCAAAAGGAUAUAUGGAGAUACCAAUACCAGAUGCAAAUAUGUUGGUUCAAAAUGCAACAGAACAUGUUAAUGGUACAUAUACAGGAUUAUUGUCAUCUACACUUAUAAGUAAUCUUUACUCAAAUUACAGUCGUGAUUAUUCAAGUGAAGGAACAAUGACUGAUUUUGCAAGUGUUUUUGGUGUAUUAUUUAGUGGUGUCACUGGUAUAAUGGCUGGAGCUAAUAUGAGUGGUGAAUUGAAAAAUCCAGGCAGAAACAUUCCACGUGGAACUUUGUCAGCAGUAUUAUUUACAUUUAUAUGUUAUAUUCUUCUUUCUCUUCUUACAGCUGCAAGUACAAGUCGAUUUUUAUUGCAAAAUGAUUUUAUGUAUAUGAUGCCAAUUAAUAUUUGGCCACCAUUUGUAGCAGUUGGUAUAUUAACAGCUACAUUUAGUGCUGGUUUAAGUAAUUUGAUAGGAUCAAGUAGAGUUUUGGAAGCUCUAGCAAAAGAUAAUGUAUUUGGUUCUGGUUUAAAUUUUAUAAUACAAGGGACAUGGAAAGGAAAUCCAAUUGCUGCAGUUUUAACUUCAUGGAGUUUAGUUCAAAUAAUUUUAUUAAUAGGUUCUUUAAAUACUAUUGCUCAGAUUAAUUCAGUAUUGUUUUUGCUGAGUUAUUUAGCUACUAAUUUAGCUUGUCUUGGUCUUGAACUUGCAAGUGCUCCAAAUUUUAGACCGACAUUUAAUUAUUUUACAUGGCAUACGGCUACAAUUGGCCUUCUUGGUACAUUAAUAAUGAUGUUUGUUAUAAAUAGUAUUUAUGCUUCUAGUAGCAUAAUACUUUGUUUAAUUUUAAUUAUUGUUUUGCAUUUAUUUUCUCCAAGUAAAAACGCUCCUUGGGGGAGCAUUUCUCAAGCACUUAUAUUUCAUCAAGUUAGGAAGUACUUACUAAUGUUAGAUUCACGUAAAGAUCAUGUAAAAUUUUGGCGACCACAAAUGCUCUUAAUGGUAGCAUCUCCACGUUCAGCAUGCCCACUUAUAGAUUUUGUAAAUGAUUUAAAAAAAGGAGGACUUUAUGUAAUAGGGCAUAUAAAAGUUGGAGAAUUUUUAGGUCAGAAUAUUGAUCCUACUAUAGAAGAGUAUCCACAUUGGUUGAGUUUAGUUGAUCACAUGAAAGUAAAAGCAUUUGUUGAAUUAACAGUUACAAAAACUGUACGUGAAGGACUACAUCAUUUAAUUAGAAUAUCUGGAAUGGGAGCAAUGAAACCAAAUACAAUUGUUCUUGGUUUUUAUGAUGAACAAAUGCCGAUAGAUUUUUUCAAAAAUUCACAAUAUGCAACUGAUAUGUUUGAAAAUGUUUCAACUUUACCAAACAGUACUGCAUUUCCUUUAAGGCAUACAAAUGCAGAAAAAAAUUUGGAUCCAAUACAAUAUGUAGGAAUGUGCUCAGAUAUUUUAAGAAUGAAAAAAAAUUUGUGUUUAUGUCGAAAUUUUCAUACCUUAAAUAAAUUACAAAUAGCUAAAAACUCAUCUUUAAAAUAUAUUGAUGUAUGGCCUGUGAAUUUUUUUCAACCAACAGAUCAAGAUCCAUUUGAUACAACUUCAUUAUUUAUGUUGCAACUUGCGUGUAUUAUCAAUAUGGUACCUAUAUGGAAAAAUUUACAUCUUAGAGUAUUUCAUUGUGAAAUUUCAGACAGUAACUCAAGUUUAAAUAUAUCAGAUUCACAAAAUUCGAUUAGUGAAUUUCCUCGGGUUUCUAACGAAUUUCGUAUAAGAAAAUUAUUAAAUAUGCUGAGAAUUUCAGCAUCUAUUAAAAAGAUUCCGAAUUGGGGAACGCAAAUACGUGGGCUAAAAGGUCAUUCUCUCAUUGAUUCAGCUGUAGAAAGUCAAUAUGAAUCAAGCAAUGAAAAUAGUGAUAUCUUAAGUAAUAUUUCACGUGCUUAUAUUUUGAAUGUGAAUCAAUUAAUUAGACAACAUUCUUCACAAACUGCUACAAUAUUUAUAUAUUUACCUGCACCCCCAGUAUCAAAUACAUGGGAUGAAAAUACUAUAUAUCAUCAAUACCUUCAAUUAUUAACAGAAUUAUCAGCAGACUUACCGCCUAUAGUAUUAGUGCAUGGUGUCAGUGCAGUUACAUCAACAACACUAUAAUGAAAUGAAUGAAGAACAUUACUAUAACUGACAUAAGACAACAUACCGAAAGAAAAUAGAAUAUCCAAUCGAUUUUAAAAUUUAUAUCAACAAUAGUACAAAAAAUUAAUGUUAAGAAAAAAUCAAGUAGAUCACCAAAAGUCUUAAUAAUAAGAGUAGCAAAAUUUUUUAUUUCUGGGGUAAAUAGUUCGUUUAUGAGGAUGUCGGAUAACGAGCCCAAGCCUAAAUAAUAUACUACUUGGAGCAAGGACAUGAAGCAAACAGGAAGAAUAUCCAUUGUGAUUUGUGGCAUAUUGUUAUUAACAAAUGUAAAAUAAAGUGCCAUGAUAAAAAAUGUAUAUGAACAUCCAAUUGUACAAUAUAUCAAACGAAUACGUUUCUUUAUAAUGUGAGCUGUUGCGGUAGAUAAAAGAGCACUUAAAAAUGCAAUGCUAAAAAUUAUAAUCAUCACUGCGUUCACAUUAAUUUUAACUCCUGCUAUUUCAAGCAAUAUUGGAAGAUAUUGCAUAAUAAAGUAAUAUCCUGUAAAGUUUUGUGCUACAGUUAUAGAAAACAUAAUAAAUGUAGCUUUUAUAUUAUUUUUCAGAUACAGUAAUCGUAACUUUCCCCACAUGGUAUAUCUAUUUAUAUUUAAAUGUCGACUAUUUUUUGGCCUAUACGAAUUAUUCUCAUUCUCUGCAUGUUUGCGUAGAAGCGAGUCCAAUUCUCUUCUCGAUUCAUAGGGAUCAAGAAUAUCUUUAAAAAAUGAUAUUGAUUUAAUAGCUGCGGUUCUAUUACCAUUUUUUGCCAAGAAAAUAGGACUUUCAGGAAGAAAAAUGAUUAAUGGAAUAAACAUUAAGGAUAGGAUUAAAACACUAGUUGUGAGUGUUAAAUAAGAUACAAUAUAUCCUAUGACACUGAUUAUCAAUGAUCCAAGGACUAUACUUGGUAUUGUCAGUGUGUUCAAGAUAUUACUUACAUAAGAAUCCGUCACAUCCAAUACGUAUAUAGGAAAUGCCUUAUAUGCAAUACCAAUACCUGUGCCAUGAACUCCUCGAGCAAGAUGCGCAGCUUGUGAUUCGCGUCCAUAUAUUAAGGUAAACCAGCCAAAGAUGAAAAGUAAAUCGGCCAAUAUGAGGCCUUUUUUAGGGCCGAAAGUAUCAAUUAUAAUAUCACUUAUGAAUCGACCAAGUGAAAUUCCAGUUACUAAUACAGAGACAAGCCAUGCCAAUUCGUCAUUUGUAAUAUAGAUUGGAUUAUCGCUGAGGCCGGUUCUUAGUUGAGGAAUAGUUAUAGUAUACCAUCCGUAUAUAAUGCCGGCUAAUAUCAUCAUGUAUAAUCCUGAAAUAAGAAAUAUUGUAGUAAAAAGAAAGUCUGAUAUAGAUAAAAAAAAAAAAAAUGAUACCACUACAAAAUAAUGUAAGAACGAUUCUGGGUUAGAUGUUAUCAUGCAGAUAAGAUUUGUAGUUUUUAAUGGGUAAAAUUCUACACUCUUUGUCGAAUUCAAAUCUUCAUAGGAAUUUUUUAAGAAUUUUCACGAUUUUCCUCAUUAAAAACAAUACAAGAGAAAAUCGAACAUAUGUUAAAAUUAUAUAUUUUUAAUGUUGAAAUAAUAAAUGGAAUUUAUAAAAUAAAAUGAUUAAAAAUACAUAGUAUUAAAUAUUUAUAAAUGAUUAUUAAUAUUUUUUAUAAAUUACAAAAUACAAUUAAUUAUAUAUAAUAUAUAAUAUAAAUAAUUAAAAUAAUAUUAUUUAUUAAAAAAUAGUAAUAGAAUAUAAUUUUAUAGGUUUCAUAAAAUUACAAGUGACGAAAAUUUCGAUAUUUGUUAAUGUAAGAUAAAAAAUAAAAGACUAACCACAACUUAUCGCUAUC